This is a messenger RNA of Marmota monax (woodchuck), 6130 nucleotides long. RefSeq names its product period circadian regulator 3 (gene Per3). The transcript has 26 exons. Gene Ontology annotation, biological process: negative regulation of transcription by RNA polymerase II; entrainment of circadian clock by photoperiod; circadian regulation of gene expression. The record is from RefSeq and is a predicted model, not a curated record. Lineage: Eukaryota; Metazoa; Chordata; Mammalia; Rodentia; Sciuridae. Gene Ontology annotation, molecular function: transcription corepressor binding; transcription cis-regulatory region binding. Gene Ontology annotation, cellular component: cytoplasm; nucleus. Bases 439 to 3780 code for a protein of 1113 amino acids.
ACACGGCGGGCCUCGAGACCGCUCGCGGCUGGCGGGGCCGCGGUGGCGGCGAGCGCUCGGCCCCCGCGUCCCGGAACUUUGCGCCGUGGAGCUGCCCCUCGGCCGGCGGGCUUUCUGGGUGCACGCCGGCUUCCAGCACGGCCCGGGGGGAAAGUGGUUACGGCGAGGACCCGGCAGAGGGCCGCGCAGGGGCUCGAGCUGCUCGUGCCGCUUGUCACCUCGUGUUCUCCCCGGGGCUGGACCUCCGCGAGCGGAGAAGCGCGAACUUCUGUGAAAUGCCGAGGAGGAAAGUGCCCCUGAGAUGAGCGCGACCGGAGGUGGCGGGCUGUGGUGACUGGUCUUCCUGCAGCGCGGUGGCGGGGACCACGAUGGGAGGUCCUUCCCUGCCGCCGACUGCAGAGUGAGAAGCCGGCGGCCGGCCGAGGGCUUUGGCGCGCCAUGGACCCCCGUGAAGGCCUGGGAGCGCCCGGCGGCGACGCUCGCGAGUCCAGGGGCGCGGGGCGCGGAGGGACGCGGGGCCCGGGGGGCCGGCGGCAGGGAACGCGCGCCGAGAGCGGCCACAGGGAACAAGAUCGAAACAGAGUUUCAGAAGAACUUCUAAUGGUUGUCCAAGAAAUGAAAAAAUACUUCCCAGCGGAGAGACGCAGUAAACCAAGCACCCUAGACGCCCUCAACUAUGCGCUUCGCUGCGUGCGCAGUGUGCAAGCAAACAGUGAAUUUUUCCAGAUUCACAAUCUAAACAGAGCAUCUGAGAGGGAAGUGACUGUGUACAGUCUGAAGGAGCUGGCCACUGUUGCUUCUGAACACACUUCUAAGAACACAGAUACCUUUGUGGCCGUGUUUUCGUUUCUUUCUGGAAGGUUACUGCACAUAUCUGAGCAGGCUGCUUUGAUCCUGAAUUGUAAGAAAGAUUUCUUGAAGUCCUCUCACUUUGUUGACCUGCUUGCCCCUCAAGACGUGAGGGUGUUUUACACACACACUGCCCGAGGUCAGCUUCCUUUCUGGAGCAGCUGGACCCAAAGAGCAUCGCAGUACGAAUAUGCUCCAGUGAAGCCCUUCUUCUGCAGGAUCCGUGGAGGUGGAGGCAGAGAGCACGAGAAGCAUUACUCCCCGUUCCGGAUCAUCCCCUAUUUGGUUCAUGUACAUAGCUCUACCCAACCAGAAUCAGAACCUUGCUGUCUAACGCUGGUUGAGAAGAUUCACUCUGGUUAUGAAGCUCCUCGAAUCCCAGUGGAUAAAAGAAUUUUUACCACAACACACACCCCAGGGUGUGUGUUUCUUGAAAUAGAUGAAAGAGCAGUGCCUUUGCUGGGCUACCUCCCUCAGGAUCUGACUGGAACCUCUGUGUUAGCAUGCCUGCACCCUGAAGACCGGCCUCUGAUGGUCACCAUGCACCAGAAAGUCUUGAAGUAUGCAGGCCAUCCUCCCUUUGAACACUCACCCAUUAGAUUCUGUACUCAAAAUGGAGAUUACGUCAUACUGGAUUCCAGCUGGUCCAGCUUUGUGAACCCCUGGAGCCGGAAGGUUUCCUUCAUCAUUGGUCGGCAUAAAGUUCGGACGAGUCCACUAAAUGAGGAUGUUUUUGCUACAAGAAUAAAAAAGAUGAACAGUAAUGAAAAAGACAUAACAGAAUUACAAGAACAAAUUCAUAAACUUCUGUUGCAGCCUAUUCACAUGAAUACUUCCAGUGGCUAUGGGAGCCUGGGAAGCAGUGGUUCGCAGGAGCACCAGGUCAGCGUGGACUCUUCCAGCGAGUCGAGUGGGCAUUGCAUGGAGGAAGUGCAGAAGGAGCCGAUGACCUUGAAGCAGGUCUACGCCAGUGUGAACAAAAUUAAGAAUCUGGGUCAGCAGCUCUACAUCGACUCAAUGGCCAGGUCGUCAGUCAAGCCAGUGAUGGGGACAUGCCCAGAGCCCUCUGGUGGUGAUGAACAGAAGACCUCUUCUUCCUCCCCGACACUGAAAAAUAAAUGCAUGUGCACUGAGUUUUGUGAGGAUUUGAGGAAAGACCAGCACAGCUCAUCAUAUCAACAGAUGAACUGUAUUGACAGUGUCAUCAGGUACCUAAAGAGCUACCAAAUCCCAGCUCUGAAAAGAAAGUGUGUGUCCUCCACAAACACCAUGGCUUCGUCAUCAGAAGAGGAGAAGCUGAGCCACCAGGCAGACGACACCCAAGCAGUGCAAGCUGUGGCACAGACCCCUGCCAUGCCUCAGCCGAAAGUACCCACAAAUGGACGGCCCACCGAGGCUGAAGCAGACCCGGCCGGAACCCUGUCCACUGCCACACUGAGCCUGGGGUCAGGCACCAGCCAGUGCAGCUACAGCAGCACCAUCGUCCAUGUCCCACCCCCAGAGCCAGCAGAGGAUGCUGCCCUAGGAUAUGAACCCUGGACCCUAAACACCCAGCCAGCUCCUUUCACUGCAGAAGAAUUCAAACAUGUAGGGCUCACAACCGCCUCUCUGUCAGCCCACACACAGAGAGAAGAACAGGAUUAUGUGGACAGGUUCCGGAAAAAGAUCUUCUCCUCGCCCUAUAGCUGCUAUCUUCAUUGCGAAAGCAGCAGCAAGGCCAGACGCUCCUGUGUUCAAGGAGAUUUCACUUCCAAGCAGAGCAGGUUAGCAGGAUGUAGAAAGGGGAAGCACAAACGAACGAAGCCACCAGUGCCCUUGGGCAGUAGUAGCUCCAGUGACAGCUUCUGUUCCCAGGCUGGGGGACCUCUUCAGGAUGUGCUGCCCUGGUGCCCUUCCACCCCGUCUUCUGCCUGUGCCUCGGGCUUGGGGUUCCCAGCUGCUGUGAUGGUUCCCAGCCAGUCCUCUUACCUCCUCCCAGCUUUUCCCCUGCCAGCCUGGGGAGCUACACCUGAAUGUCCACCUAAGCCACCUGUGUCCAGUGGCCUGCAGCAUCUGCCUGCUCUCCCUUCCCUGCACGUGGAUACUUUGAUGACCUUUUUUUUGCACGACCCCCAUAUCUGUCCUCUGUGGUCACCAUCAUUCUCUCCAUAUCCAUUCUUGGGAGCCACAGACUCUUCUGAAAUUCCUCCCUGGGUAUCAGCAAUGGCUCCAAAUCUGGAACUACCUCCUUCAGUCAACAGUGGGAGGGUGGAGGAAAAAUGGGAGAUGCAAAAGGAAGAGCACCUGUUCAUCAGUUCUCAGAGCAGCUCACCACUGCAGCUAGACCUACUCCAUGAAGAUGUGCCCGAGUCUCCUGAGCCUCCAGACGCAGUGAGAAGGGAUGCUGGCCCUGAGGCCACAGAUCACCGUGUUUCAGGUGGCGGUGGCAGCAGGAGCAGUUCUGCUGGUGGUGACCUCUCCCCAGCCCCACCCCACAAGGUGUCUCCAUCUGGAGCUGGUUCUGCAGCCGCAGGAAGCAGUGAUAGCUGCAUCUUCUUCACUAGUACUGAUUAUUCUUCUGAAAGCUCUGAAAAUGGGCAACAAUCUCAGGAUACACAGAAAACAAACGCCUUUCACAGUUUAGCUGAGGAUCCCAUCUGGAAAAUGAUAGCACAAACUCCUGAGUGUGUUCUGAUGACGUAUCAGGUGCCAGAGAGGGUUAAGGAAGUUGUGCUAAAAGAAGAUCUAGAAAAACUGGAAAGCCUAAAACAGCAUCAGCCCCAGUUUUCUCCUGGGCAGAAAGAAGAGCUAGCAAAGGUGCAUCCUUGGAUUCAAAGCCAGACUGUCCCUCGAGGAAUGCAUGUCCAAAGCUGCACCACCUGUGAAGACAGAGGUUCAGCUGGUGACACUGCAGAGGCUCCUGGGCCGCAUCCAGGAGAAGACAGCAGCUGAGCCACCAUGAGGAUGUCCCUGCACAAGCUUUCCAGGGCACGUGUGACAGGCCUCCCUAUGUGUCUCUAAAGCUCGACUCACAAGUGACCACAAAGUCAUCAUCAACAUAAGACUUCCCACCGUGCUUUUUUAACAGACAUCAUUUUUCUGAAGCAGAAGCAGCAUUGUAUAUCGAAUCUUCUCUUUGUUCCUGAUGUGUUAAAACUGCCAAUUAGACUCCUUUUCUAGUUUAACUGCCUUCUAGAGAGAUUGGAUUGCCUUUAAGAGGUGGAGAUGCAACUAUUACUAUCCUGGAAAAGAAUUAGCUUCAAGACCACUUGUAAGGCGCUUGAUCGGUGUGAAUCAAUUUAAGGUGCUUUUCCAGCAUGAAACGUGGCCAGUGGGCUGGCCCUACACUGUGCAGUCAUCACCGAAGCUCUGAGGGCUCUCGUAUUGGAUUGGAGUCGUGGGCUACGCUGCCUGCGUGCAGGGGCGCAGGCUGCGGGAGUGGGCGGAAGCCACUCAUGGCCGCAGCCUGACAGCGGAGCUAGGACCUUGUCUGCAAGACAGCACACAAACCCUCCAUCCGAAAGGCGUCCGAGCAUGUUCUCAGCGUUUCUAAUACCAGCGAAACCUGUGAAGUCUGAUCAUGGACAGGUGCUUAUGGCUUGAAGGGUCCUUCACAAAGGAGCAAAGAUUUGUGACAAAAAAUCCACGGUAAACUUCUGCCUGCCUGGAAUCUGGGAGAGCUCAACUUGGACUUUUAUGAAAUGAGCAUGUAUCAAAAGGAAAAGAUAAAGGCACUUGGAAGACUGUGACAUCCCUGCCCUGCUGGCCACUUUCCUGACCUUUAAUAAGCCCGUUUGUCUCAGCCACACAUCAGGGCCUGCAAGCAUGGAGACCUCAGGGAGAGGAAAGAGCAUUCCGCAAAGCUGGACGGUAUCUGUGAAGCAGGGCUAAAGGACCCCAAGACCCUGCAGGUCAGCGUCUCCCACAUGCCACCAGAGCUGGGACACAGCUGUGGACAAAGGACAGGGAGCUGGCCUCGAGAGCCUGACAUCCAAAUCAGGGCUGAGAAAAACCUGGAAAGAACGGGCCGGCAUCCACCCAAGGGAGCGUGGGGUGGCAGGAGCCGGCAGCCCAUGGGCCUCUGGCCUCUGCCUUCAAGGCCUGCCUCCCACCCUCGCUGGGGAUUGAACCCAGGGCCUGUGCAUGCAAGCAGCGUUCCCUGCACCCUCAGUGGAUUCCAUCUCCAGACAGCGCUCUCGUAGCUCAUCUGUAAGAGGCAGCUCCUUGUCCCUUGAGAUGGCAGCAGUCAGGCCCCACUUCCGGCUCCACUUCCAGUCCCCCUGCUGUUCCCACCGCACCUGCAGCUCCUCCUCCACUGGAAUCCGGAAGCCCUCGAGUGGGCCACAAGCGCUGGACUCUGGUGAAGUGCUGGUGUUCUGACCUCCUCCCAUGAAUCCCAGAUGCUCUUAAUGUCGUCUUGAAUGGCGGGUCCUUUCCAGAGGCGUCCUGUUGACUUUGCCCAGAUCCAUCAGAGGGACACUGUUUAGUGUACUUUGCUGUGUGCAGUGCUGGGCCUCACGCAGGCUGGGCAAGCGCUCUGCGCUACUGAUGGCAGCCACGGCCUUAGGAAAUGUGUCUCUGUGAUAAUCAGACCUAGGAUCUACGUCACUCCUGAUCGGGAGCUGCACAGUGAGGCUGUUGGCAGGCAUGAAAGGACAUCAAUCUCGCGGAGCAUCUCCCCAGAGCCCCUGGGAGACCAGCGCGCUGUAGGCGAGCAGUAACGCUUGGAAAGGACUCUCAGGCAGCGGGCUCCACGGUGGACGUGCUCAGCAAGCCACGUGACAACAGGGACGUCACAGCCUUGGCCAUUCCCUUUAUGGAGCACAGGCAGCAGAGCUGUGUCAUUCGGAAGGCCCCAACGGGCUUCACCUUCCCCUUGAAGUCACCAGCUGCCUUCGCCCCUAACAAGGAGUCAGCUGUCCUUUGACGACCUGCUCAGGCGCUGACUUCUCCGUAGCCAUCAAAGUCCUGGGCAGCACCUGCUUCCACAGAAGGCUGCUCCGUCUACACUGGAAAUCUGCUGCUGGUGCAGCGGCUCCAUCAGCCGUCCCAGAUGGAUCCUGGGGACAACUCUGAGCUGCUUCACCGCCCUUGCUGCGUCACCUGCACUGGGACUGGUGGAGCCUCAGGAGCGACCUCCGCAGCCUCGGCCGUUUCUCCUGCAGCUGCCUCACCUCUCGGUCCCCCAGGAGGGAGAGUGGGGGCCUGGCUCUGGCUACACCUGGCUCAAGGGAACGCUGUGGCUGGUUUGAUCUUCUGUCCCAACUGCCAAAACUUUCAUCAAUAAAACUUCCUACAGCAA